This is a messenger RNA of Fusarium sp. VM40, 438 nucleotides long. The record is from the annotation of a GenBank genome assembly. Lineage: Eukaryota; Fungi; Ascomycota; Sordariomycetes; Hypocreales; Nectriaceae.
AUGAACAUGCUCUUCACCUGGAAUACCAACAACCUCUGCAUCGUCUUCCGCCAAUGGCAUGUCCGCUCAACAACAUCCCUCUUCUUCUCCCUCGUCGCCGUCGUUCUCCUCGCUGUCGGCUACGAAGCCCUCCGCUCCCUCUCCCGCCGCCACGAAGAAGCGCUCGAUAACCGCGUCCGCACCGCCCCCAGUCUUGAUGUUCUUGUUACUGAGUCGACUCCCAUCCUUUCAGGGCAAUCCCAGGGACAAGCCGAUCAGCGCGCCCACCUUAUCAAGGCUGUCUUGUAUGGUCUGCAGAACUUUUACGCUUUUAUGCUCAUGCUUGUUUUCAUGACAUACAAUGGUUGGGUUAUGAUUGCUGUUUCGCUGGGCGCUUUUCUCGGAUACCUGGCCUUUGGAAAAAGAACUUCUGCUACGAAGGAUAACGCAUGCCAUUAA